Molecule: messenger RNA, 1924 nt
Organism: Sander lucioperca (pikeperch)
Lineage: Eukaryota; Metazoa; Chordata; Actinopteri; Perciformes; Percidae
Gene: meiob
Product: meiosis specific with OB-fold
Exons: 14
Coding region: 289-1680 (463 amino acids)
Biological process (GO): resolution of meiotic recombination intermediates
Molecular function (GO): single-stranded DNA binding; single-stranded DNA 3'-5' DNA exonuclease activity
Source: RefSeq, a predicted model, not a curated record
AAUAUAUUGCUAAAAAAUGUCCAUCAGUAGGGCUAUGUAACAAAGCCACGAUAUUGUCAUUGUCAGACAUUUUUACUGCGAUACUGACCUUUUUUCUUUGAUUAACCCGAUUUAAAAUUGUGUUUUCUUUUUCCGAACUACAUUUGAAGGCAGCAUUUGAGCUCCACAGAUUCUGUCGCGUGCGGCAGUUUUGCCGCGAUAAACUCGAAUAUACUGUGAGGAAAACAGAGCAGAGUCUGUACAUGGAAUUAAAACUGGACUGGAUAGUGAUUUAAGUUAUGAAUUAACAUGGCUGCUCAGACCUUCAUUGCUAUCUCUGAACUGCAUCCCAACUUCUCUCAUCCGAAAGUGGCAGGCAUCGUUAUUGGGAAAACUGAUGUCAGAAGCUUUCCUGACAGAAAAAAUAUUGGUGAAGACAGAUUCACUUUUAGCUUCACCAUUAAGGACUCACCUGACUUCUUCAUUAAUGUGACAUCCUGGGGUAAUGGUGGAUACAUCAACGGGCUCUCCAGCAGCUUCAGCACCGGAGACUGUGUCAUCAUUGAAAAUCCUUUAGUCACCAACAAAGACCCGGAGAAAGGGGACAAAUUCUGUCCCACAACACCAAGCCUCUACAGGCUGCUGGUGACGGAGGCUCAUUCCCAGGUGAGUCUGUGUGCUGACAUGGACACCAUCGACAGGCUGCUGCCACUCAUCCACCUGCCAGUGAAGGACUGUGCAGAUUUCUACUCUCUGGGAGACAUUAUGGCCAACGGGCAGAGCCUGGACGGCACACUGAUAAAUAUACUGGCUGCAGUGAAAUCGAUUGGAGAGCUGAAGCAGUUCACCACUUCAGACAGUCGCAAAGGGCAGAGGCUGGAAGUGAAGCUCUUUGAUGACUCUGUCUCUUCCUUCCCUCUCGUCUGCUGGGACAGAGAAGCCAUUCAGCUCGUGCAAACUUUGAUACCCAAGGAGACGGUGCUCUUCAUCGCUGAUGCAAAGAUAAGCUUUGACAGCUUUCGCAACGGCAUGACAGCAUCCGUUAACUCGAAAACCAUUAUCACUGUCAAUCCCGACACCAGAGAGGCCAGUCUGCUGUUCAGCUACGCAAAAGAAGCAUCGGAGUCUGGUGCUCUGGAUCAUGAUGAGAAGCCAGAAGACAUGCCUGUGGACUCCAUCACUGACGUGUACACAGUGAGCCAGGUGAAGCAGAAGACCCAGGAGAAUCCUGAGGUCUUCUUUGGCAUCACGUACGGCUUCAUCUCCAAGCUCGACCUCGACUCUUCUGUUUCAAAAGUCAUCAAGACGCGGUGCUCCAGGUGUAAGUUUCAGGUGACUGAGGACAAGCAGAGCUGCACCAACCUGUUGUGUCCAGGGAGGGAUCAGGCCUUAGCAUCCAGCACAGGCUUUGACCUGCUGGUGGACAUCACGGACCACACCGGCACCCUGCAUUCCUGCGCGCUCAGAAGCCCAGUGGCAGAACAGACACUUGGCUGUACGACAGAGGAGUUUACCAGUUUGACUGAUGACGAGCGGACUGCAAUGAAGUGGAAAUUUCUUUUGGAGAGAUGCAAAAUACAUGUGAAGAUACUCCCUUCCACUAAAAUGAGGACUGGGAUCAGGGGCCUGAUCCUGGCCUGCUCAGUGGCUGACCCCGGAGAGGUGAAACAGCACAUGUCUGCCCUGCUGCAGCGGCUGUGAUCACAACACACACUGACGGAGCAGGAAAGCACUUAUGUUGCAGUUGGCUGCUUUACCUGCUCUGCUGUACUGUUCUGAGGUGUUAACAAAGGCAGUAGUCAUUUAUACAUGCUUUGUUUUGUGAAUAGUAAAUCUGCAUUAUUUAUUUAUUUAUUAUACUUAUUUAUUUCAGUGCAUAUAUUAAAGAAUGUGCUGUUGGCUUGAUUGCCUUUUAAAACUGUUAAAUAAACUAACUUGUACGUAU